Messenger RNA from Racocetra persica, 260 nucleotides. The record is from the annotation of a GenBank genome assembly. NCBI's taxonomy places the organism in Eukaryota, Fungi, Glomeromycota, Glomeromycetes, Diversisporales, Gigasporaceae.
CUUUUGAUGAUGAUCAAGAGUUUCAAGAAGAGAUUGAUCUUAUAGAUGAACCUGAAAUAUUUGAUGUUGAAUCUGAAGCAAAACUUAACCGAAUUAAGAUUAAUAUUCCACAAGUUUGUGAUGGAAUGGUUGAAAAUGUAAAAAUUGCAUUAUUUAAUGCUUUAAAUUAUUACUGGGAAUAUCCUAUCCGUGAAGCUUUUCUUGCAACACUUCUUGAUCCUAGAACCAAAAAAAUGGAACUAGCAACUUAUUCUCAAUGA